UCCGGGCGAGCCAACCCCCAAAGAGGAAAAUUCAGGUUAAAUACAAGUGGGUCAUUUAGAGCAACAGAGUGCUUCUGGACGGACCAGGUGACGAGUUUUAUUAUAACCCGACAGAACAUAAUAUAAUCAUGCUGCUUCGUAAAGUGAGCCAGUCGUCCGCACUGUGCAGCUCCCUGCUCAGGAUCCCUCCCGUGCUGUCUGGAGGUCAUGUCGGGGCUGUGGUUGCUGCGCCAAACGCUCGUCUGUACGCCAGCCAAGCUGCAGAGGCGGUGCUGGAGAAACCAGCAGCAGUCGGCAGUGAUGCUGCCACUCAAGUGGACAAGAAGACAGUUGCUACUGAAUCCAAAUCAUUUGCUGUCAACAUUUUCAAGGGGCAGAUUGCAACUGCUCAAGUGUUCCCCUACCCCAAAGCCCUGAACGAUGAGCAGGACCAGUUCCUUCGAGAGCUCGUGGGGCCUGUCGGCAAAUUCUUUGAGGAGGUGAACGAUCCUGCCAAGAACGAUGCCUUGGAGAAGGUAGAAGAUCACACCAUGGAGGGCCUGAAGGAGAUGGGUGCCUUUGGUCUGCAGGUGCCGGCUGACCUGGGAGGCCUCGGCCUCUCAAACACACAGUAUGCCCGGCUGGUGGAGAUUGUUGGCAGUCAUGACCUGGGUGUUGGCAUCACUCUGGGUGCCCACCAGUCCAUCGGCUUCAAAGGCAUUCUGCUUUUUGGGAAUCCAGCCCAGAAGGAGAAGUACCUGCCGAAGCUUGCCUCAGGUGAGACUAUUGCUGCUUUCUGCCUAACUGAACCGUCCAGUGGCUCUGAUGCCGCCUCCAUCAAGUCAAUAGCUGUUCAGUCCGACUGCGGAAAGUACUUCACUCUCAAUGGAAGCAAGAUCUGGAUCAGUAAUGGAGGUCUGGCUGAGAUCUUCACAGUAUUCGCCAAGACGCCCAUGAAGGAUCCCAAGACCGGGGAGAUGAAGGACAAGAUCUCAGCCUUCAUCGUGGAGAGGAGCUUUGGAGGAGUGACCCACGGCCCACCGGAGAAGAAAAUGGGCAUCAAGGCUUCGAACACAGCCGAGGUCUAUUUCGACAACGUUCGCGUACCAGCUGACUGCUUGCUCGGCGAGCUGGGAGGCGGUUUCAAGGUAGCCAUGAACAUCCUAAACAACGGGCGGUUUGGCAUGGCGGCCGCCCUCUCAGGCACCAUGAAGGGAGUCAUCAGCAAAGCUGUGGAUCAUGCAGCCAACAGAACCCAGUUUGGGAGCAAAAUCCACACCUAUGGAAGCAUCCAAGAGAAGAUGGCUCGCAUGACCAUGAUGCAUUAUGUAACUGAGUCUAUGGGCUACAUGAUCAGUGCCAACAUGGACAGCGGAGCAGCUGAAUUCCAGAUCGAAGCUGCCAUCAGCAAGAUCUUUGCCUCUGAAGCAGCUUGGACUGUGACUGAUGAGUGCAUCCAGAUUAUGGGCGGCAUGGGGUUCAUGAAGGACGCUGGAGUUGAGAGAGUGAUGAGGGAUCUGAGGAUUUUCAGAAUCUUUGAGGGUACCAACGACAUCCUGAGGCUCUUCGUGGCCCUCAAUGGCUUCCAGAACGCUGGUAACCAGCUGAAGAGCUUACAGAAGGCUCUGAAGAACCCUCUCGGCAACGCUGGGCUGCUCGCAGGAGAAAUCACCAAGAGAGCCAAAAGGAAGGCCGGUUUGAGCACAGGGCUGACGCUGCAGGGGAGUGUACAUCCUGACCUGGCACACAGCGGUGAACUGACCACUAAAGCCAUCGAACAGUUCGGCGCGGUCGUCGAGGAGCUGCUCAUCAAACACGGCAAGAAGAUCAUUGAUGAACAAUUUGUCCUGAAGAGAGUUGCAGAUGCUGCCAUUGACCUCUACGCCAUGGUGGUGGUUCUGUCCAGGGCUUCACGUGCUCUGAGUCAGGGCAGCGCCUCAGCUCAGCAUGAGAAGAUGCUGUGUGAGACCUGGUGUGCAGAGGCCUAUGAGAGGAUCAUGCAGGACAUCAAGACUUUGCGCUCCAGUGAGUCCAGACAGGUCUUCAAGAACCUGCGGGCCAUCUCUGCAGCCGUGGUGGAGAACGGAGGCGUGGUGGCUACUCACCCCCUGGGUUUCUAAACGCACCACACCUCUGUAAUCAUGUCUUCUGCAUCUCUAACCAGGUUCAGGGUCACAUAUGCCAAGUCCCCUUAAACUACUCCGUUAACCAGAUCGCUCCAUCACACAGCGAAAACAUUGCAUCAGCUUCGUUGCACCUACAACUUCGGGGGCCGAGUGAAUCAUCGUUUUUAAACAGGAAAUCACAAUUUGAAUCCUUUGUUACCGUGGUAUCUCGUUCACAAUCAAUUUCAGUGUCUUUGUGAAGCUGUUUCUAUGUCACUUAUUUAUUUAAUUCCAGCUCAAAAGUCCAACAUUUGGGCUGGAAGUCUCAAUUUGAGCUGAAAGCAUUAGUCCGUGUCAAAUGUAAUUCAUUAAAUCAGGUCUGUAGGACAGAAAAGUCACUGUUAUUGAGCCCCUGCAUCUAAAUCAACAGAUGACUGAAUUACUCCAGUGUGUGCAUGGAGUGUUUUUAAAGCAGCAUUUACAUUGUAUCUCAGCCUUCAUUACUGUUGCAGAUUGUAAAAAUGGGAAAAUAACUGUCUAUUCAACUUUGGAUAAAGAGGCCAGUAAACAAAGGAACUUUAAUUUAUACACAGACAUUUUAAGAUCUCUUUGAUUUCUAUACUUAUCAGCACUGUGUUCAAAUGUAUAUAAUAGUGUGCCGUUUAUGUACUUGAAUGCCUUUUUUUGCAUGUUAAGCUCGCUCGGUGCUCAUCACAGAAACAUUAAUGUCAGAAAUGCCUUAGAAACUGGUCAACAGAUGCUGUUUAAAGUUUCUGUUGUGACCUGAGUUAAACAGUUGUUUUGUUUUUAACCUGCAGUUCAACUUAACUAACAGCCAACACCUUGAUUUCCAGAUUGUGAGUGUUAAUUUCCUCAGCUAAAGGUAGCGGGCAUCACUGUAACUACAGAAUAAACAAGCUGUCAGUCUGCACACCGGGUACUUUUAGGAAAUAAUUUCUUGUACAUGCUUCCGUUUUAAUCUGCAGUGUCAAAGCUUUCACAAAACAAAUUAGAUCUGCACAUUCUUGCCUUCCUAUAUCUUGUACUGUGACAAACAAAGCUGUCUAAUCAGAUCUAACUACAGAUAUGAUCAUCCUGCUUCUUGUUUUCUAAAAUUAGUGUCUCAACAGCUGCCGGAGUCGGCGUUUGUGUAGAUCUACUUUGAGCCUUUUUGCUUUGAAAACACACAUGGUUAUUGGGAUUAAAAAAAUAUCUUUUCUACAAAAAAAUAUUAGACCAUCGUUUCCUUCAAUUUCUUCCUUUUAGUGCCUGGUACAGCUAAAGGUACAUUUGUUUUGACAAAUAUUAAUGAGAACAACAAAAAUGGCUCAUAAGAGUUUAAUUUAAAAGCUGAUAUCUAGACAUUUAACAUUGUUUUCUUGAUAAUAACCAAAAUCAUCAAGAAAACCAUGGAAAAUGUCUAGAUAUUAGCUCUUAAAUUAAACUCUUAUGAGCUGCUUUUGUUGUCAUUAUAUUUUUCCAAACAUAUGUACCUUUUACUUGUACCAGGCAUUAAAAUUAACAAGAAAUUGAAGGAAAAAAGGGUGAUCUAAUAUUUUUUUCCAUGACUAUUUAUCAGUCUGGGCUUGCACCAGUGAGAGUGAUGAUCCAUAUUGGUUUAUUUUUGCAGAUGUUUUUCUCUCAUUAAACAUAACUUUUGUUAGGCUUUUGCCAGAAUAUAGUUUUUCCUCUGUAAUGUCCCGAUUCUUUAAAUAUUUUCUCACCAUAUCUAUGAAUGUGGCCUUUAACAGGCUUCUGGUUUCUUCUUGUACAAGCUUUUCUAACCUGUAAAAAAACCUACAAUGAUUAAAGAUUAAACCUCAGCAGAAAAUUAAAAA
Centropristis striata (black sea bass) is the source of this 3922-nucleotide messenger RNA. RefSeq names its product acyl-CoA dehydrogenase very long chain (gene acadvl). The record is from RefSeq and is a predicted model, not a curated record. The coding region runs from base 129 to 2099 and encodes 656 amino acids. NCBI's taxonomy places the organism in Eukaryota, Metazoa, Chordata, Actinopteri, Perciformes, Serranidae. The transcript is spliced from 21 exons. Gene Ontology annotation, molecular function: very-long-chain fatty acyl-CoA dehydrogenase activity; flavin adenine dinucleotide binding; fatty-acyl-CoA binding.